UUAAUAUAAAUUCGUUCUCGAAUCCGUCACCGUCGCCCUCCUGAUUUCUCCUAGGGUUCGGCGCCUCCUCCCCUUCGCCCCAUCCUCUAUGUCGCCGCCUCCGGGAUCCCUCCGAUCCCCAACGCCGUCUCGCGAUUGCUGAUGCCGCCUUCCCGGAUCGUCUCUGCUUCUUGCUUUCGGUCCGCUCCGAUCCAAAAUAUACCUGUUAGUCAAGGAGUAGCAAAAUCCGAAUAUUGCAACAAGCACCUCAAUACGUGGAGCCAAAGCAGAAUGUCAUGAAGCCAUAUGGAUCCCUCAACAAUGUAAUGCACUAAGCCGGGAAGGGAACCUGUUCAGUUUUUGGAGAAUAAUAAAGCCCCACAAACCUUGAUAAUGAGUACAUCUCAGCAAAUACAAGCUCUUAAAAUUCCUGAAGCUGUUGUUGCCCUUGCUCAGGCAGCUGGAAAAGUUAGUGGUGAGACCGAAAAAUCAGAUCUUCCAGGAUGGUCUUUAUUCCCAUGUACGGUUCAGAUGCUAAAAUGUGAGAAAUGUUCACGUGAGUUUUGCUCCACAAUUAACUAUAGACGGCAUAUUCGAGUGCAUCGCAGAUCUUUGAACAUUGAUAAGGACUCGACGAAGAAUAGGAUGCUUUUGGGAGUAUUUUGGGAUAAGCUACCUCUGGAGGAGGCAAAAGAAAUUUCAUCAUUCAAAAAUGUGGAUAUAGAGGAUGUUACUGGUUCUUCAAUUAUAAGGGCGUUGAAAACUUCUGUUCAAAAUCUUGGGCUGCCUUUACUGCCACAUAUAUAUGUGAAGGCUGGCACAACUCUUUUGAAUGUUAUAGAAGGAAGUCCUUCUAGGUUUCCUAUAUCAUCUCAAGAAUUGUUUGGAGUGCUUGAUGAUGCAAGCGAGGAGACAUUUUUAUGUGCUGGCAGUACCUUGUCAAUGCAAAAGUACAUCUUCAGUGGAGAUGCUGGGAAGAUUGCUCUCGAGACAAAAAACUCAGUUGCUUUUGCUAGUUUUAUGCUUGAACAGAAAUUGGUGAAAUCGUGGUAUGCUGAUAAAGAUAUUGAAGCUUUAAAAUGCCAACGUGUGCUUAUGGAGGAAGAAGAAGUUGCUAAGAAAAGGCAAGCUGAGCUCCAGGAAAGAAAAAGGUUGAAGAAAUUGAGGAAAAAAGAAAAAAGGGUGAAUAUAUCGACUGGUGUUGCCAAUGCAAAAAACGAGAAAUGUUUGUUUGAUACUGUUGAGGCAACAUGUAGUUCCAUAGAAACACUAAAUGAAAUGCUUGCAUGUGAGUUUUGCCAGAACACUUCUAAAGAACCAGUUUGUCAGGAGACACAAUGUGGAGAGGCAACCAGACUGGUUGAACCACAAUUGGAUUGGAACCGGAGACAGCAUUCUCACCCUGACAAUGCUGAUCAGACUGUAGACCAGAAAAUAAAAGCCAAGGCUAGUGAAUGUCAAAUAACUACCACUAGUGGGCAAGUCCCCAUGUCAGCACAAAUUUCUCCAAAUGGUCAUGUUCUGGGAGAAGUUCCAUCUGCAAAAUCUUCAGUAACAUCAACUAAUGACCUUAUGAUUUUGACAAGUAAAACAGUGCCAGAUAGAGAAGAUGCAAAUGAAAGAAACACUGAUCCAAAAGCUCGAUAUUCAUACAACGAACAUGAAGUGCUGAUAGGCUCUAUCAGUGUCACACUUAGAAAGGGUUAUGAUGAUAGCAGGGAAGCUUCAGCUUUGGUACAGAAACAUUUCAAAAAGCUAGCGAAGAAUGAUUUACAUCCCAGUAGUGCCAUUCGGACGACAAUUGAACUGCACAGACCAGUGUGCCAUGACAUUGCAGAUUCUACCACGGAAAAGAUUGCAACUGAAGGCAAUCAAUUUCAUUCUGAUGCUUUCAAUCAAAUUUCUGUUGAAGAUAUUUAUUUGUCCUCUGUUGCAAUGGUUGACAGUGGCACUGACAAAUGCUGGAAUUCUUUCACUGACCUGGGUGAUGCAGGAUUGUCCUUGCCGAGAAUGUUUUCAAGCCAGAUCGCAAGGGCCUUCCUAGCAGAGAGAUGGAAGGAGUCUAUGAUAGCUGAUCACGUGACACUAACUUUACCCAGUGAUUUGGAGGCCACUAGGCUGUCAUCAGAGUUUGAGGUACAAGAUCGGCGACUUUGAUUUCCGAGGUCAGGUCAUCCUCGAUGCUUCAGCACAUAAAAACAAAAUUAGCUGCAGACAUAACAAGAAGUCUAGGCCUGGUUUAUCUCAGUGCUUCAGUGGGGAAGCAAGGGGUUAGAUAAAUAGACUUUUGCUAUGAUUUAUACUUUUAGCAUCCCCAAAUUUUAGAAGGCUUCCCAAUUUUAAGAGAGGUCUGUGUUUAAACAGUUCCUUUUUUUUCUUCUCCUAAAUAUUAUUGUCAAUGUGUCUCUAUAGGUGUUGUACUGGUUCAUUUUUAGUACCAUCGUUUUGGUUUUACUUGGACCUUUUGUCUGUACAAAAGCAUAGGAUCAAACGUCUAUCUCUGAUUUAGUCC
Molecule: messenger RNA, 2491 nt
Organism: Musa acuminata subsp. malaccensis (wild Malaysian banana)
Lineage: Eukaryota; Viridiplantae; Streptophyta; Magnoliopsida; Zingiberales; Musaceae
Source: RefSeq, a predicted model, not a curated record